UCCUUGAGAUUUCUGCCCUCCCAUCUAAGACCUGCUGGCUAAGGUUUUAGAAGUGAGAUUUAUAUAUGGGAUUAAUAAUAGAACUAGGACUAAGAAAAUAGGGCAUUUUAGAAGAGGAAUUGGAACAAUAGAGACAACUACCAAUACUCUGGAAUAGAGAGAAAUAGAUAUCGAACCAUUACCUCUGCUGGUGAUAGGAAUGCCUCACACUGGAUUGAACUUCACCAUUCACUUGAUCCUCUUCUUAGCUUCCUUGCAAGAUGUCAAUCUUAAAGGGAUAUCCUGUGCCAUCCUUGAUAAUCCAUCAUAUUCUGCCGGGUUAGGGAUCGCUCGAUUUGGUGACAUAAUAGAACCAGGAAAGAUUCACUGCAAUGAAAGCAACUGUUGUAUGGGAAUGUGGAAUAUGAACAAUGGAGAGGUUCAGCUUGCUGUAUUAGGCUGCUUUCCAUUACAUGCUGUAUGCAGAUCUGACAUCUGUGUUCCUUUCUACAAGCAAGGCAAAUACCAUUGUAUAUGUUCCUCAGACAUGUGUAACGCCAACAUCAGCUUUUCUCAUCAAGACAUUUCUUAUUUAAAUCCUGAAUCUGCCAUUGGAAGCAGUACUUCAGAUGAGAACCAGACCGCACUACAGAGAGAGCCUAACAAGAGGAAUCGGGCAACUGUAUUUGUGGCUCCCAUUACCAUCUUUAUGUUAUUGAGCAUUCUGGGGUUCAUCGUAGUAAGAAAAGGAAAGUACUGUCUGCUGGUGGGAGGUAAGAAAUUGCUGGAAAACCAGGAGGUGCUUCUACAAGAGAAGAGUAGCCCUCCAACCCAGCCAGUGGAGGGACUCAUCCUACUGCAGGCAAUUCGAGAAGAGAGUCUGGCUGCAAACCAGUGGCUUGGUGCUCUGUAUGGUAAGGGAGUUAUCAUAAAAUGCUUCCCACCCCCUCUGAAGAAGCUUCACAGCCAAGAAUGGAGGAUGCUGAGCCUUCUGACCCCUCUAAAGCAUGAAAACAUUGUCUGCCUCCUAGCUGCUGGAUCUGGUACCAAGGGGAUGCUGGAGAAUCACCAGCUUUUAGUCUUUCAACAUUAUCCAGAAGGCUCAUUGAGGAGCUACUUGACUGGUCGAACAACUAAUUGGGACACAGCUUGUCGAAUGGCUAUUUCCUUAGCCAGAGGUUUGGCUUUCCUACAUAGUGAAAAAUGGAAUGGGAAUAUUUGCAAGCCUGCAAUCGCUCAUCGAGACCUGAGCAGUGACAACAUCUUGGUGACAGCUGAUUCUUCCUGCAUAAUAACAGACUUUGGUUUAUCUGUGGUUCUGGAGGAAUCCCGAACAAAGAAGAAGCCAAGGGAUCCAGCAAUAUUAAACAUGACAGGAACAUUACGCUAUAUGUCCCCAGAGAUGUUGGAUGGCUCCUUGAAUCUUAUGUCCUGGGAACAGGCCUUGACUCAGGCUGAUGUUUAUUCACUUGGCCUCCUGCUGUGGGAAAUAUUUAGUCGCUGUAAGGAUUUAUAUGUAGAUCGCCAGUGUCCAGAAUUUCGUGUGGCCUUUUCGGAUGAGUUGGGACCAAACCCCACUUUAGAUGAGUUACGAUCAUUGGUGGUGGAGAACAAGCGGCGGCCACAAGUACCCAGAAACUGGAGUAACAAUCUACAGCUCUUUGAAACAUUGUGGGAGACAUUAGAAGACUGCUGGGACCCUGACUCUGAGGCUCGUCUGACGGCCCAAUGUGCAGAGCAGAGACUACGUAACCUUCUCCUUGCAUCCUUCAGCUUGCUGCCAGAGGACAGUAUUUCAAGCAGCGGGAAUGUCUAGAUUAUUGUAUUUCAAUAUAAAGUAAAACAAAUUGUAAAAUUCCUUGUUUUGUGAGGUCAUCACUGGUGCACAGUUGUUACUAUUUCAUGUUAUGUAAAAGAAUAAGAAGUACUUACCCAUGUUCCUCAUGUCACUUAAUAGUUAUCUAAUGUCUAUCUGCACUUUUUAAGUUUAACAUAUAUUUCCAUCUACAUAACUGUUAUUUUUUUGGGACAAGUUGCACUUUUUAUUGUCAACUUUUAUUUUAUAUAAUGUAUUACUAAACCAGAAAAACAUUAUUUGUAGGGUGAAAUUGAGAAUAAAUACACAAGUGUGCAAUUAUAUGGGGCUGUAUGGUGAAACUGCCAUUUUAAAUUUCUAUCGGUCAGUAGGAUAAAAUUGUCAUAUUGAUUUUGUUAUUUUGUUCAGUACACUUACUUUUUGUUUUACUACUUUCAUUUUUUCAAGGGACAUUGUAGGAUUGCUGUUGCACAAAAAUAAAUAAAAAAAGACUCAUUAAGGUGACAAUAUGUUCCAGUUUCU
Molecule: messenger RNA, 2317 nt
Organism: Hyla sarda
Lineage: Eukaryota; Metazoa; Chordata; Amphibia; Anura; Hylidae
Gene: AMHR2
Product: anti-Mullerian hormone receptor type 2
Exons: 12
Coding region: 200-1795 (531 amino acids)
Biological process (GO): cellular response to growth factor stimulus; protein phosphorylation; BMP signaling pathway
Cellular component (GO): signaling receptor complex; plasma membrane
Molecular function (GO): transforming growth factor beta receptor activity; ATP binding
Source: RefSeq, a predicted model, not a curated record